This is a messenger RNA of Culex quinquefasciatus (southern house mosquito), 1313 nucleotides long. Its product is annotated as enoyl-CoA hydratase domain-containing protein 3, mitochondrial. Gene Ontology annotation, molecular function: hydro-lyase activity. Gene Ontology annotation, cellular component: mitochondrion. Bases 122 to 964 code for a protein of 280 amino acids. The record is from RefSeq and is a predicted model, not a curated record. The transcript has 3 exons. Lineage: Eukaryota; Metazoa; Arthropoda; Insecta; Diptera; Culicidae.
AAUGAGUUUUGUUUUGAUAAACAUCUUCGUUUAUUUCCGUUACGUGUUCAGUUUGUUUCAAAUCGGUUCGUUUAGGUUUAAGACUAAAAUUAAAAAGAUUUUAACUGUUAAUUAACUAGUUAUGAUGUUAUACCGCAACCUUUUGAGCUCCAGAAGGAAGGUCAUUCCUUCGUUAUCACCCGUUAUUACUCGCAAUUUGAGCAACUUUCAAGAGCGAGAUGGCGUGGGCCACAUCUUGCUGGACAACGAAAAAACUCGCAACUCCCUCUCGUUGGAGAUGAUGGACAGCAUCCAGCAGAACAUCCUCGCCCACCAGGACAAUUCCGCGGUUCGAUGCUUUGUCCUGUCCGCGAAGGGACACGUCUUCUCCGCUGGUCACAAUCUGAAAGAGCUCACCCCCGAGAAGGGUUCGGAAUUUCACCGGCAGGUUUUCGCCAAGUGUUCCGAACUUAUCGGUGUCAUUCUAAAGGCUCCGGUGCCGGUGAUUGCCAGGGUUGACGGUUUGGCAGCUGCCGCAGGAUGUCAGCUGGUGGCGUCCUGCGACAUGGUCGUUUGCAGCGAAGAGAGUUCCUUUUCGACUCCGGGAGCGAGUUUCGGGAUUUUCUGCUCGACGCCGGGAAUUGCGGUGGCACGUGCGGUUCCUCGCUUGAAGGCAUCCUACAUGUUGUUUACCGGACUGCCAAUCAACGCCCAGGAAGCACUGCAGGCCGGUUUGGUGAGCCGGGUUGUUCCUCGGGAGGAGUUGGAUGCGGAGAUUGAACGCAUUUGUGGGGCCAUCAAGUCCAAGAGUCGAUCGGUGAUUGCCCUGGGGAAGCGAUUCUUCUACGAGCAACUCUCGAUGGACAUCGGAAGGGCGUAUCGCGAGGGAGAGCAGGUGAUGGCUAGCAAUUUGGCGACUGCCGACGGGCAAGAGGGCAUUCGGAGCUUUGUGGAAAAACGGAAGCCAACGUGGAAGCACCAGUAACGGAUUGAACGGGUGAUAUACAACUAGGCUGGUGGAAUCCUGUGGAAACUAGGUAAAAGGUAUGUAAUUUAAUUAUUACGAGGAAUUUGAUAUUUUCAGAAGUUCCUUUUUCAGAAAACAUGGUGCAACUCCAGCAGCUGAUUUUCCUAUUCAGCGUCCCGCGAAAAUGACUAUCAAAUAAGCGUGGCCGGAACUCUCCAUAAUGUGUUGUAAUUUUGAGUGAAAAAAGUUAAAUAAACCUCAUCGAAAAACCUAGCUUUUGUUUACCUAUAUUAGGAAGACAAAGAAGAAGAAGAAAAGCCUCCCCAGAUUUUUUUUAUUCUAAUAAAAAUGAUCUUUGAAUCAACAA